Messenger RNA from Bactrocera tryoni, 3728 nucleotides. RefSeq lists its product as uncharacterized. The transcript has 7 exons. The coding region runs from base 231 to 3368 and encodes 1045 amino acids. NCBI's taxonomy places the organism in Eukaryota, Metazoa, Arthropoda, Insecta, Diptera, Tephritidae. The record is from RefSeq and is a predicted model, not a curated record.
AGACACAUCAGUAAAACAAUUUGCUACACAUAAAUAGUACUACAAAAAUAAAUCCGCAAUAAACAACGGCAAACAACAUACAUAAAUCGAUACAGACCACAUACAAAAACUAAAGAAAUGCACAACAUGUUGAGUGAAAAUACAAAGCUGCAAGGCUAGUGCUUCAGUUAAUACACACAAAUUAACGCAACAUAGAGUGCAAUAAUCUCCUCUUGUCGAUACUACCAACGAUGGUAACUUGCAGCAUGGUGGACACUGUGCCCAUUUCGAAAAUGAAUACCGCGCAUGCUCGAAAGCCACUAAGCAGCAAUUCUUCCGGUUUCCGGCUUUUGGACGCCGAUCACUUGGAAACAGCCUCAAGCGUCAGCAAAAAUUCUGUUUACAAAUUAAAAAUUGACCUGAUGUUCGAUGACACCAGAUCUCUACGCAGCAAUCGACUUGAUGACACCAGAGGAUCACAUCGAACUCGUUCCAUAAUCAUGUAUGGACGAAGUGAGUUGGCAAGCACAGGGCAGAGUGCUCGAUCCAUUACAAGUUUGCUGCAGGAAUCUACCGAGUCGACGAAAAACCUUGCAACUUCCACUAAAAAAGAUGUGCAACGUAUGAGUAAUAGUGUUCAGGAACAAAUCGAGCAGCUUUUUACUGAUGUGGCUAAAGAUGCCACCAGCAGCUUUACAGUUAUAUACUUGGGCUCAUUACCGCUAAAAGAUAAAGUAACUAGCCUUCAAGGGCUUCAGCCACCUCUUCGUGAACUUUAUUUAAAGGAGUUGAAUACUAAGAAAAAGUGCUUUGGUUUUCUGGAAAUCUGUACAACUGGAUUGCGAGUUAAAAUUAAUGCUAAUUAUAACACCAACACUCAAAGUGAAGAGAAUAUCACUCCAUUUCACAACAUAGCAGUUUGGUCCGCAGUGAAAUUCGUUGUCUCAGAUAGUGAUGGCGGUGCUGCUUUUUUACCGUUGAUUACAGAUCCGGACAAUAUUGACAAAACGUCCUUAUUUCGUCCAUUGGAUGGCAAUGAAAAAAAUCAUGUUCCAAAUAAUGGGCAUUCUCCAAUUUUUGCAGUCGUUAUGCGGGCCCCCGGUUUGCCAAAGGUUCUAAAAUGCCAUGCAUUCAUUUGUAAAAGUACCGAAGAUGCAAUUGUUAUCGCUGCCACAUUGUACCAGAGCUUAAUGGCCCACGUAAAUUCUAGUUCGCAUCGAAGCACUAAACGACGUACACCACGUAAUCAAAACGGCGUUAGUUGUAUAAGUAUUGCUAGUAGUUCGGCUCGAACGGGGUCAAAUUAUUUAUCACAAUCCCAAGCCUUAUCUAAUGGUCGGAAAAGUUCCCUGCGUAGUUCUAGUGAAAGCAUGGGCGCCGCAGAAAUUGCUACACCUCCUAGAUCUGGGCGGAAAAAGCGUGGUUCCAACAGCUUUCUUACUUCUAGCAAUAAUGUUAUUAACGAGACGGAAACUACAACUGAAGAACGAAGACGUAAAUCUCAAAAAAGUAAACGUGCCCCUCCGGUUCCUAACAGUUUACACUCUAAUAACUCUGUACGUAACAUAGGUAAUCAAGCUGGCAUUGCUCUCAAAGACGCAUUUUGUGAUGGUUGUGGAGGUAAUAAUAUUAGUAACUUUUUUUUACUUGUAAAUUCGAUAGCGAGUGCUUACUAUUCCGAAAUUUUAGGUGGCGGCUUCUUAUCGGUUGCGGAUUCAUUGGGUAGUAACUCUAACAGCGUCCUACGUAACGAUAAUAAUGGAGAUAUACUAACGCGCGUGGCAAUACCUCGAUCCGGUAGCUUCCUAAACACGGGAGGACUUACGCGGUAUAAAUCAAGAGCUGCGCGUAGACAUUCUGGUAAACUAGGCGGAGGUGGUGGUUCACCACUUGGUUUCAGCGAACUGUUUAAUGAAUUCCGCUUGCAUGAAAACCUUCAUUCAUUGGACGAAAUUCUUUAUGCCAUAAUUGACGCCGAUGGUAUGUCAUUCAACGAUCUUAAGCCAAUCUACAAAGAAUUCCUUAUGAAAUUGGCGGUAACUCUCACAAAGGAUGAACUCUUCCAGCGAUCAAAGAAUAUUAUGCGGCGACAAAGGAAAAAAAAGUUGAAGCAUCGAAGUAACGCUCCAGUAACACAGAAAAAAUCCAAAACGUUUAUGUUUGGAACGAGGAGUUUAAAAAAAGUUCUCCACUUAGGCCAAUUUAGAUCUUGUCGCGGCAAACCAAUGUCAAAAUUUCCCCCGAAUAAAAAAGAAGAAGUCCAAAAUCUCAGUAAGAGUAGAGCGCAUGCAGUUAAACCAUCCGUCACAGGGCAGUCAAAUGACCAUCAGCGGAUGCGAGUAGCAACCAGUGGUUCGGACGUAUCGGUGGUGCGCAAAGACAACACCCUUCGUGGGCUAAAUAGAAACAGCAGCAGCGGCUACGUGUCUUGUUCCGAGUGCAGCUAUGAUUCAGAAUCAUGCACGUGUACAUCAGCGGACCGAUGUUACUGCAGUCUACGAACGGAUCACGUCGACAGCAGAUUACGCCACAAAAGUGAACGAAACAUUAUUACGUCAAAUAAUACAACUAGCAUCAGCAGACGAAAUACAAAUAACUCUUCCGGAGGUAAUAUUAAUAGGGAUUCCUUAAUAUCUUGCAAGUCGGAUGAAAAAUGCUACUGUUCCAUGGUGGAAGAAGAGAGUGCUUUGCCCGUGUGUGAUUUUACAAACACACAUUCGGAUACUACGUGGUGUGAUACUGAUAGUUGUGUCAGCACUAGCAAAUGUUAUUGCCAACGCAGCCAGCGUGAUCGUCAGCAAAGAUCUAUUCGUGGUGACACGAGCACUCGUUUUUCGCACAAAAGUAGGACUAAAAGUCGAACCACCGCAGAGAAGCUAGCUUUGGAUUACGAGCUCUUUACGAUAAGCAGUAAUGGAAAGUCGGUCCAACCACAUGAAGCUUUAAGUGUAAAAAAAAGUGUAGAAGCAGCUGCUAUUUUUGCCGAUAUGAAACUUAGUCAAACAACUGACAUUAAAAGCAUGUGUCCACCACCUUCGAUUAAGUCUAAGACUAGUUUAUCGGUAAGAAGUGCGCACAGCGAGCAAGGAAAGAAGUUUGUUCAGUCCGUAAAGAAGCGUGAUUCCUCUAGUAUCGAUCGACGGCACAAACAUCAUAGUACCGGUGUUUUAUCGUCGAGUUCAUCCCAAAAAUCUCAUAGCGCUGAAGAUUUAUUGGGAAAAUUGAGAGCAAUGGAAAAAAACUCAAAAUCAGAAUCGUUGAAGAGUGCUCGCGACAAAGGUCAAACUUUGCUUACAGAGUUUGAAAAACAUGGCAGUUUGCAUUGUAAUUAUCAGUCGAUGCAAGCUGUGAAUGCCUCUUUGGAAGACACUUUAGGGUAUUUGCCAUAAAUCGAAGUUAUGAUGUAUUUAAAUAAACUUCUACGUAUAUUAAUAUUCAUUGUACAUAUAUACUUAUGUAAUGGAAAAAUUCAACUUCUUUGAAUUUCGCUCGACACCUCUAAGAAGGAACGAUUGCGCGAGGUUCAAACAAUUGGCUUCUUAAUUUUGUCACAUAAAAAUAUGUGUUUAAAUUGUUACUGUGAGCAAAAAUAGUAAGGCUUUUAAAUUUAAAUUUCGCGUGAAAACCAUUUGUCGAAAUAUUUUUUUCCUAGGCUCGUAUGACUAUGACAUCCGUGCACACUUUCACAACGUAAUAAUCACUAGUGUUAGUCUUUCUGAAGUACAUAAAGUUCACUAGGAGACUUUUAC